Salvelinus sp. IW2-2015 is the source of this 2015-nucleotide messenger RNA. RefSeq names its product ADP-ribosylation factor-like protein 8B-A. The record is from RefSeq and is a predicted model, not a curated record. Gene Ontology annotation, biological process: anterograde axonal transport; protein transport. Gene Ontology annotation, molecular function: GTPase activity; GTP binding. Gene Ontology annotation, cellular component: lysosomal membrane. NCBI's taxonomy places the organism in Eukaryota, Metazoa, Chordata, Actinopteri, Salmoniformes, Salmonidae.
UGCUACUUCCUGUAGACAUACUUUUGUUUGUCCGAACGGAACAGCUGGCUGGAAGCGGAUAGAACCAUAUCAUUAGGAAUUAAUAGGAUCUCUAUGAAUAGAAGUUACUGGUCUUGCUGUAUUACUUUUGUGUUCAGUGGCACUCAUCAAGAUGCUGGCGCUAAUUAACAGACUUUUGGACUGGUUUAGGUCUCUCUUCUGGAAAGAAGAGAUGGAGCUCACGUUAGUUGGACUUCAGUACUCCGGGAAAACCACCUUUGUCAAUGUGAUAUCAUCUGGUCAGUUUAGUGAAGACAUGAUUCCCACAGUCGGCUUCAACAUGCGGAAGGUUACCAAAGGCAACGUGACGAUUAAGAUCUGGGACAUAGGUGGACAGCCUCGCUUCAGAAGCAUGUGGGAGAGGUACUGUCGAGGAGUCAAUGCCAUUGUUUACAUGGUGGAUGCAGCAGACCGUGAGAAGGUAGAGGCCUCCAGGAACGAGCUCCACAAUCUGUUAGACAAGCCUCAGCUACAAGGCAUCCCUGUUCUAGUGCUUGGUAACAAGAGAGAUCUUCCCAGUGCGCUUGAUGAGAAGCAACUCAUCGAAAAGUUGAAUUUGUCAGCCAUCCAGGACAGAGAAAUCUGUUGUUACUCUGUUUCCUGCAAAGAGAAGGACAACAUAGAUAUCACUCUGCAGUGGUUAAUCCAGCAUUCCAAGUCUUGAAGGAGCUGAGAGUGUAGGUCCAGCCUGCUUCUGUGAGUCCUCCUUGCUGCCUCUGUGAAGUGGUUCUCUACCGCCCUGUCUACUCUCAACCCACCACCACAUUCUGCACCGUUUGUGUAGUCUUCAAUUCACCACCACAACACCAACCACUGCUUAGUCUUUCAGUUGUCACAAUACUGUGAUGAAGGACAGCGGAGAGUACCUGCUCAUCAUACCUGUUUUCAGUGGAGAAGUUCUACGUGUUUGUGUCCAUCCUUUGGUUUUAAUGCUACUAACUGGGUUCAGGGAGUCUCAUGACCUCCCAGCCCACUGGCAUCAUAUCAGUUUGACUCUGUAUUUAGGUGGUGGAAUCCAGUCUCUUCAUUCAGUAUCUACUCCAGCUCAAUGUCCCCAUUUGGUGUCAAUGUAAUAUUGUUUGAUUGUAACUAAGGUUUUUGCCAAAACACGUCGCAUGUGUGAAUGCCUUUAUAUCCUGACACACUGUGAUAUAUAUAUAUAUAUAUAUAAUGUACGUUAAUUGAUUUGCUGGUCAAUGGACAUAUUUAAUGAUGUAUUUUAUGAAGUGGCUUACAGUUUACAUGACAAAUGGAAAGUAAGACUGUAUGGAAUGCUGUAGUCUGAGCUCAAUCCUAAAAGGGGUCUGCAGAGUUUUAAGUGCCUUCUGCAAAAUCUCUUUGAUUUCUGGAGCAAAUUAGCGUUCCAUGCAAAAGAUGAUCAUCACACCAUACAGAUAUGCUGUACAUAAUGAUCGUUUUGACUUUUGACCCACGUCAUUUACUUAGUUGUCUCUGGACAUGUUCAUUCAACUCUGUAGAAUCCCACGUUAUUUAAUGCACUUGUGUAAAUAUGCUUCAAUAAUGAAAAGUCAUUGAUGUAAAUAGGAUGAAAUGUAGCUUGAUUUGAAGGGGAAGCAGAAACACGGUAGUUCUCCACAUUUUGUGAAAGUUGAAGAAUAAUAAUGAUACUUUUCAGAUUCUAACUGCUUUUUGAGUGUCUGUCUCAUUGGUUACUCUUGAAUUUCAAGCCCACAGAGGGUCAUAUAAGGGUCAUAUAAUUCAAUUGAUCAGAAACCCAGCCAGUGUUACUCAUGGAGGAAGUUAUGGCAGAUGGUGUCACUCAAUUCCUCACAAUGACGGUCAGUCUCCCUCAUCUGUUGUCUGAGAGUUUUACAUGGAUGCUUUGUCAUCUCUAAGCUUUUGCUUGAAUAAUUAUGUAUUUUGUGAAGCCUUACUGAUCCAAGGAAAAUGCUGCAAGCCACAAGAUGUCACCUGUCUUAGUUUCACAUGUUAUAUUAAAGAGUCAUUAUCAGUUC